UCUAUGACACAAACUCCAUUGUAGAGAGUUGGAAUGCAAUGGAUUUCAACUUUGAGAAAAUUUGGAUGUAGGAUACAUGAAUUCGAAAGGGGUCACAGAUGUUGUCCACAGAAAAGCCAUGAGGUUAAAAAAAGGCAGCUGGGCCAAGUCCCGAGAAAAGGGUCAUCUCGGGCCAUCUCAGGAGGAGCAGCCCCUGCGGUCAUUUAACAGCCAAUCAGCGAGGGACCAGUUCAGUGAUGUGUGGAACACAGAUUCUGAUGACGAGCUCUCCUGGGAUGAGGACAUAGAGUACAGGUCAUAUACAGUAAAGAAAAAGAGAAAUGGAAGACGACCUAUAUCACAGUGGUGUAUCUUUGUACUCCUGGGUCUGGCUGUUAUUAUUAUUGCAGUUCUAACCGGGCUCAUUGUGUGGCAGCAUCUACAGAAAUCCAAACACAAGCAGACCUUUUACAGCCCUGAAAGUGUUCAGUCCAGUGCCUAUAUCAUGAGUAAGAUGGAUCAGUCUGUGGACCCGUGCCAGGACUUCUAUCAGUAUACGUGUGGUAACUGGCUAAAGACAACCAAAAUCCCACCCUCCCGGUCUCAUUACAGCUUGUUCUCAGAGAUAGGGGACCAAAACAAUGAAAAAGUUAAAGCUAUCCUGGAGAGGAGUGGUACAACUUUCAUGAACAACCACUCCACAGCCAUAGAAAAGGCCAAAACAUAUUACAGCCUAUGUAUGGAUGAAAAAACCAUUGAAAAUCAAAGGGUGGAUCCAAUAAUUAAAUUUAUACGUGACCUCCAUUCCUGGUCUCUGACAUCAGCUCAUGGUCUGUCAUGGUCAGAGGCAUCAUGGGACUUCCAUACAGCACUAACAACUAAUCACGCUAAAGGAUUUGAGGCCCUGUUUAGUAUGGGUGUGGCAGUUGAUGACAAGAAUAGCAGUCAAUAUAUAAUAGAGUUUACACAAAGUGGUCUUUCUCUAGCAUCUAGAGAAGAAUAUUUUACAAACCACUCCAGUUACCAGAAGAUAAAGACAGGGUUCCUGGAAUUUGGUGCUAAAUUAGGGCACCUGCUAGGGGGAGAUAACUCCUCGGUGUGGACAGGAAUGUCUGAUAUCUACAGUCUAGAGACACAACUAGCUAGUAUACAUGUUCCAAAAGAAGAAUUACUAGAUCCUACCAAGACUUAUCAUAAAAUGACAGUCUCAGAAUUCCAGACUCUGAUCGGUUCAUCUAUUAAACUGACCCAGUACCUGAAAUCAUUGUUUGGGAGGGAGCUGGAGGAUGUAGCUGUUCUGGUACACACCCCCAAGUACUUCCGGCAGCUGGGAGGUGUUCUAGCUAAAACUCCUAAAAGGACUCUAGCUAACUACAUUGUGUGGAAUGCCCUGAAUUCCCAGGUGGGCUAUUUUCCCGCAGAGUUUGUGGAGGCUGGCCUCCUUUUGAGUAAGGUGGAGAGUGGAAUCAAGGGACUUGAUCCCCGUUGGCAGCGAUGUAUCAGCAAGGUCAACAUUGCGUUUGGGUUUGCCUCUAGCGCCCUCUAUGUUCAGGAGUAUUUUGCCAAGGAUAGUAAAUCUAAGGUUUUGACUAUUGUGAAGGAAGUUGAGGAGGCUUUUAUCCGUCAUUUGCCAAUGGUCUCGUGGAUGGAUGAACACACGCGACAGAUUGCCAAGGAGAAAGUCCAGAAGAUUGUAGAAAUGAUUGGAUAUCCAGACUGGAUUCUAGAUACAACAAAACUGGACAAAUACUAUGAAAAUGUAACAAUAGAAGAUGGUAAAUUUUUCCAGAGUCAUCUGAACAGUCUUAGAGAAUCUGUUGUGAGGAACUUUAACAAGUUAGGGACUGUACCCGACAGAGAAGAAUGGCACAUGAUUCCAGCCGAGACCAAUGCGUACUAUUCACAGUCCUAUAACCAGAUUGUCUUCCCUGCUGCUAUCCUGCAGCGGCCCUUCUUUACACCAACAUUUCCUACGUCUUUCAAUUUUGGGACUGCUGGGAUGAUUAUUGGCCAUGAAAUGACUCAUGGAUUUGACAAUGAGGGUCGCCAUUAUGAUAAGUAUGGUAAUCUUAAUAACUGGUGGUCCAACCAAUCAGCAUUGAGCUUCCAGAAAGAGACAUCCUGUAUGGUCAAACAAUACUCUGCCUACACUGCUGAGAAUACUCAUUUGAAGGGAGAGCGAGUUUUGGGGGAGAAUAUUGCGGAUAAUGGAGGACUGAAGAUGGCCUAUGCAGCAUAUAAAUUCUGGGAAAAGUCACAUAGGUCGACAGAGGUCACAGAUCUUCCAGGGCUUGGUCUCACUCCAGAACAGCUGUUUUUUGUUGGCUUUGGUCAGCUUUGGUGUUCUUACUACACACCUCAGUACCUAAAGCAAGCCAUACUGACUGAUCCUCACACUAUAGGAAAAUUUAGGACAAUAGGAGUGGUUUCCAAUUCAGGUGAUUUUGCUCGAGCUUUUAACUGUCCUCCAAACUCUCCCAUGAAUCCACAAACUAAGUGCCAAGUUUGGUGAAAUUCUGUUCAUUCCAUGAUGUCUGUGAUUAAUUACUUCAUUCCAGAAUUUUUUUAACUGCCAAAAAAAUUGGCCAUUUUCUUAGAUGGUGUGUUUUAAGUUCUCAAGAGCUGAUAUUAGAACAAUUUGUUUUAUUUAAAGUAUUUUCAUUUUUUGUGACCAUAAGCCUCAAAAAUAGUGCAUAUUGAUUAUUGUGUGUGUUUAUCUGUCCAAAACUUUAUUCUGAAACUUAUUUUUAUCUGCAUUGAUAACAUAUAGAAGUGUCACACCUUGUUUUGCACUUGUUUUUAUAGAUCUCAUUUGAAUUGUUGAUAUCUUGAAGUACAUGUACGUUACAGGAAGUAUAUUUUUUUAUCAUUAUAGAUUAUUUAUUUUGUUCUAAGCCCCUCCAACUUCUAAGAUAAAGCUUGUUAUAUUUACAUUUACCAAUGUUUUGUCUAUAAUAAACAUACUUACCCUUAAUAUCUGGGUUAAACCUUCAUAGACCACAUUGCAUCUUAUGUGACCUUUGACCUAUUUGUCCUUUUUCUGGUUCAAAGGUCUUGCCUUGUACAUGUAUAUAAAUUAGUAUAGGAUACACGUUGUGGCCACAGAGAGUAAAGGCAUUAAAGUAUGUAAUUAUAGCUUCCAUGAAGUAUAGUAUAAUGUUACGUAUUACCUGUUUAUGUAUCUAGGUGUGAGUGAGAUGAUUUAUUUUCUAGUAGAUUUGCUGCUCAAGCAAAUUUUCAUGUGCUUCCAGGUAGUUUAGCCUUUUAUAAUUCCCAGAGUCCAUGCUUUGUGCAACUGUUUAAAUGUUGUCAUGAAAUUAUCGCAGACAUAUCAAUCUUUGUGGAAAUGAUUUUAUAAAUUGAACCCAUGCAUCUGAUGUUUUGAAGUUGACCCGUUGAAAUUUUAUUAAAUAAUAAAGGGCUACAUUGUAAAAUUAUUGUGCAUUUUGACCAAUAACUGUGAUCUCUUUUUUCUCAAAUGCAAGUUCAUGGAAAUCUUUGGAAUUUCCAAAUUAUUUUCUAAAUAUAAAAAAAAAAAAA
This is a messenger RNA of Saccostrea echinata, 3519 nucleotides long. Its product is annotated as endothelin-converting enzyme 2-like. Gene Ontology annotation, molecular function: metalloendopeptidase activity. The record is from RefSeq and is a predicted model, not a curated record. Gene Ontology annotation, biological process: protein processing. Gene Ontology annotation, cellular component: plasma membrane. The transcript has 18 exons. Lineage: Eukaryota; Metazoa; Mollusca; Bivalvia; Ostreida; Ostreidae. The coding region runs from base 77 to 2491 and encodes 804 amino acids.